GGGGUUUGUUAAUGAAUAUAAUUUUGGGUUGUUGACCCACUUCCGCAGAAUUUGACUGCUCGACGACACGAUGGCGACGCCAGGCUUGAUCAGCAAGCAGCAGUCUACGCAGGAGAACGUGGAGAACAUGCCCAUCAACGUGGGGGACUCCGUGUGGGUGCCUGGAGCCGACCAAGUAUGGGAGCUGGGCUCCGUCAUGGCCAUCGGGGGGCUCAAGGUCACUGUGCGCAACUCACACAACAAGGUAGCGCAAGUGGACCGCGGCCUGUCCUUGCCACAAAACCCGCGCGUCACCGACGACAUGACUGCCCUCUACUUUAUCCAUGAGCCCGGUGUCCUGCACAACCUGUCGGAACGUUCCAAGCUCGACGGACAGCGCCCGUACACAUUUAUGGCGAACGUACUCAUCGCCGUGAACCCCCUGCGCCCCCUCGCCGACCCGCGCAUCAGCGAGAUCGUCAACAACUCCAACUGUCCUCCGCAUCCGUACGCUAUCGCGGAAAUGGCGUACCAGCAAAUGGUGUACAACUCCACCCGCGAAAUGCCGACGAACCAGUCGGUGGUGAUCUCCGGCGAGUCUGGGGCGGGAAAGACCGAGUCGUCCAAGAUCGUGCUCAAGCACUUGACCACCCGCGGUGUGUUUGGCAAGAAGGCCACCCCCGCGCAAGUCGACGAGUUCGCCGCGGCGCGUCACGACAACUCGAACUCGUUGGACAACCGUUUGAUCGAGCAGAACCCGAUCCUGGAAGCGUUUGGGAACGCCAAGACGUUGCGCAACCACAACUCGUCGCGCUUUGGCAAGUUCAUGAAGCUCCAGUUCACGUCGGAUGGCACGUUCAAGCUCGCGGGGGCGUUCGUGGAGACGUACUUGCUGGAAAAGUCGCGGUUGGUGUACCAGGUGGACGGCGAGCGCAACUUUCACAUUUUCUACCAACUGCUCCAAGGCGGGUCGGUGCAGUCGAAGGCCGAGUUUAAGCUCACGAGGCCCCAAGACUACCACUACUUGAACCAGAGCAACUGCUACGUGGCCGAGGACACGAACGACAAGGCCAACUACAACGCCGUCGUGCACGGGCUGAGCUGCGUCGGCAUGGACAACGCAAAGCAGCACACCAUCUUCUCAAUCGUCGCGGGGUUGCUGCACAUGGGUAACAUUGAGUUUGACGAAGAAGAUACGGCGGAAGGCGAGGCCGCCAUCGUCCAAACGACCGCCGCGGUGCACGCGCUGACGACGGCGGCGGCCCUUCUCGGGCUCGACGCCAAGGCCAUGCUCAAGGUCAUCACGGAGCGCGAGAUCGUCACACGCGGGGAGCUGUUUGUCGUGCGCCGGAACGCCCAGAACGCCGUGUAUGCCCGCGACGCGAUUGCCAAGUCGAUUUACGGGCGAUUGUUUGACUGGAUCAUUUCGCAAGUGAACAUUUCGCUGGGGCAGGACCCGCAGCCGCUGCCGUACAUUGGCGUGCUCGACAUCUUUGGGUUCGAGUCGUUUCAGCGCAACGACUUUGAGCAGUUGCUGAUCAACUACACGAACGAAGUGCUCCAGCGCACGUUCAACAACCAAGUGUUUAUCGCAGAAAUGGAGCUGUACAAGCGCGAAGGCAUCACGGUGGGGCGCAUCGACUGGCCAGACAACCGCGAGUGCGUCGAGCUGAUUGCGUCGAAACCCACGGGUAUCCUCCAGCUGCUGGACAACGAGGCGGCGAACCCGAAACCGACCGACGCCAAGUUCCUGGCAUUGCUGCAUCGCACACACGACAAGAACCCGUUCUUCCCUCGCCCCCAUCCCAAGGACAUGCAGGAGAUGUUCAUCGUGCGCCACUUUGCCGGGUGUGUGAGCUACACCGUCGGCGCGUUCAUCGACAAGAACAACGACACGAUCCCCAAGGACAUGGCGGACCUGUUCCUGUCGUCGUCGUUUCCAGUCGUGCGCGACUUGUUUGCCGAAGAAGCCAACGAAAAAGCGGUCGCGCCCGGCAAGAAGAAGACCCUCAAGAGCGUCGCGGCGAAAUUCACCAAGCAAAUGCAGGAACUGGUCGAUACCCUCGACGGCACGCGGUGCAACUUUAUCCGGUGCAUCAAACCGAACGCACUCAUGAAGGUCGGGUACUUUGACCCGCGGUACGUGGUCGGCCAGCUGCGGUGCCAGGGCAUCAUGCAGACCGCGCAGGUGCUCAAGGUGGGUCUGCCCACCCGCGUCGCGUACAGCGAACUGGUCGGCGCGUACAAAAAGUACAUGCCGCCGGACGCCCAGCGGCUGUUUUCGCAGCAGAGCGACGCGACCUUGAUCACGGCGAUCCUGUGGGCGUUUCAAGUUCCGAAUGACUCGUUCAAGCUCGGGAUCUCCAAGUUGUUCUUCAAGGCGGGCAAGAUCAGCCUCCUCGACGCGAUCCUCAAGUUGAACUGGAACACGGACGGACCGCGCAUCGUCGGGCGCAUGAAGCUGUGGCUCGCGCGCCGCCGGUGGCGCGUGGCGUUGGCCAAGGUCCAGUCGCAGCUCGAGUUGAAGUCCAUGCUGCGUCGGAUCCAGUACCGCAAGGACGCGGUGCGUCGGAUCCAGAUCUGGUGGCGAGGGUUCUCGGUGCGCCAUCAGUUCCUCAAGCAAAAGGCGGCGGCGGUCACGAUCCAAUCCGUGUUCCGGGGCCACAAGGGCCGCCAAGCGUUCAAGGUGAAGAAGGUCGAGAUGAUCGCCGCCGCCAACGCCCGCGCCGAAGAGAGCCGCCGCCAGGCCGAAGAGGCCAAGCGGGCCCAGGAAGCCGCCCAGCGCGCCGCGGAAGAAGCGCGCCGACAGGCGGACCAGGCGCUUCGGGAAGCCCAACUCCGCGCCGUGGCGGACGAAGAGCGGCGCAGGAUGGAGGAGGACGCCAAGCGCGCCGAAGCCGAAGCCAUCGCCCUCGCCCGCGCCGCCGAAGUGGCGGUCCGGGAGGCGGAACUGGCGGCGACGGAAGCGGCGGCGGCCGUCGAGCACGAGCGCCAGGCCGAGCGCAAGGCGAUGCAGGAAGCGCACGACUUGGAGAUGCGCAUGAUCCGCGAGCGCGAAGAAGCGCAGAAGCGCAAGGAGCAGGCACUCCUGGAUGCGGCGGCGCUGUCGGCGGGUCUCCUGGGCGGACUAGCCACCGUGAACGCGAUGAACUCGACACAAGGGCGCAACGUGAGCGUGGUGGAGAUCCCAGAAAACAUCAGCGCCGAAAACAAGGAGCAGCUCAAGCAACUGAACGAGCUGCUGCUGUCUGGCGCGAUCGACCAGGCCGAGUACGAGGAGCUGAUUCCGUUCUUGCUGGAAGCGCCCCAAGACCACGCGCCCGCCGCCGGCCCCGUGCUCACCGCCGAAGAGCAAGAGUCGCUCAACCGGCUCUACAACACCCAAAUCUACGGUAUUCAAAUCCGAUGCCCGGCGUGCGGCGUGAGCAACAACACGGCCAACGGCAACAACUGCACGGAAUGUGGCAGCAUGCUCACGGCGGCUGCCGGCGAACAUGGGUCGGCCGCCGACCAUCGGUACUAUGGCGCCCGUACGCGAUCCAUGUCGACGCUGGCGCUGAGCACGCCGCCGGGGACGUUUACCAUGGACGGCGCGCGCGUAUCGAUCCAUGGCGGGUUCUUCCAGUGCGGCAUGCAUGGCACGCAGAUGCUCCAGGAUGAAAACUACGCAGAGUACACUGUGUACGUGCUUCGGUGUGGGUGGCAGCCCAAGGAGUCGAGUGCCCCGACGUACUGGCUCAUUUCGCACCGGUUUUCCGUGUUUGAGAAGCUGCACAAGGACCUCAAGCACAAGAUCCCGCCCACGGUGGCGGCGCUGCCGUCGUUCCCCCGCAAGCAUCGGCUGGGGGGCAUGUUUGCCGGUCGCACGGGCAACUCGAACGAGAUUGUCGAGGAGCGCAAGCAGGGCCUCGAGCGCUACAUGAACGAAGUGAUUGACAUUUGCGCGCGGCUGCCGAGUACGCUGGCGGUGCCGGAACUGGACCGAUUCCUCAACCUGUCGCGCCAAGUGCAGCAGAUUCAGCGCCAGCUGGGCAUGUUGGCGGGCAUCGAAGGCGGCGUGCAGCCGUCCAACGUGCACUUGGAAGGGGCGGAAGCACUCGCGGCGCGCGAACAAGCGCGGUUGCCGACAGAGCUGCCGACCCCGCUGGACGAAGAAGAGCUCGGGCAGACCGAGGAGGCGGUGCAUGUGCUGCUGAGUGCGAUCCGCAACGCCCAAGGCGACUUGCGGCGCAACCAGGAGGUGCAGACGCUGCUCAAGGUGUGUGUCCAGUUGCAGCCGCGGCUCCAAAUGAGUGCUAAUUUGGACAACCCGUUUGCCAACGUCGAGCUCAUCCCCCGUGCGAUGCAGUGCCAAGAGGACCUGGAAACUACCAUCGGCUUGUACAAUGACUCGCUGCUGGCGGUCACGGAGACGUACACGAUCUCUGGGGCAAACCAGCCGCCGGCGCCGUUUGUCCCAGGCCAAACCAACUCGUACCAGCGCUCGUACGGGUAUUAGGUAUGUUCAGCGUGCGGGCAUCGUGGGGCUGUUUCAAAGGCAGGACUGCACCGAUCGAUGUAUGUAUAUGACGACGACCUGGACCAGAGUGGGAGGAGGAGUACUCAAUUGGCCUUUGAUGUGUCUUGAAUACAUGUAUUGCAUUUUCACUGUGGUUUUGAAGGGAGGUGCAAUUCAUUCAGUUGAGGGUAUAGAUAGAGGAGCUAGGCUGUUCUGAAGCGAUAUAGUAUUCGCCCGACUCGAUGGAGCCACUGCUCGAUGCGUUGUCGUCCGGCG
Aphanomyces astaci is the source of this 4753-nucleotide messenger RNA. RefSeq lists its product as hypothetical. Gene Ontology annotation, cellular component: actin cytoskeleton; myosin complex; vesicle. Gene Ontology annotation, biological process: actin filament organization; vesicle transport along actin filament. The transcript has 4 exons. The record is from RefSeq and is a predicted model, not a curated record. The coding region runs from base 71 to 4477 and encodes 1468 amino acids. NCBI's taxonomy places the organism in Eukaryota, Oomycota, Saprolegniomycetes, Saprolegniales, Verrucalvaceae. Gene Ontology annotation, molecular function: actin filament binding; phosphatidylinositol binding; microfilament motor activity.